Molecule: messenger RNA, 1632 nt
Organism: Selaginella moellendorffii
Lineage: Eukaryota; Viridiplantae; Streptophyta; Lycopodiopsida; Selaginellales; Selaginellaceae
Product: pentatricopeptide repeat-containing protein At4g02750-like
Exons: 1
Coding region: 1-1632 (543 amino acids)
Molecular function (GO): protein binding
Source: RefSeq, a predicted model, not a curated record
AUGUUGACAAAAAGAGUCUUAUUUCCAAACGCUCCCCGCGAUGGGAGGUUUGGGGACAGAGAUGUGUUUCUCCGGAACAGGGAGAUCGAGAUGCAUGGCAAGAAUGGAGAUUUGGCUGCGGCAGUAGAGGUCUUUGAAGCUCUAGCUUCUCGGAGGGAUGUUUACUCGUGGGUGUUUAUGCUGGUUGCGUUUACUCGGAACUGCCGGUUGAUGCAGGCAAGCCGUUGUUUUGAAUCCAUGCCUCAAAAGAAUCUUGUUGCGUGGAAUGUGAUGUUGUCAGCAUAUGCCAAAACGGGGCAUCUGCUGCAAGCGCAAGCGCUCUUUUGCGAGAUGCCUUUCUGGGAUUUGGUGUCUUGGGAUUCAAUGCUUUUGGCGUUUUGUCGUGCGGGUUUGCUAGAUGGUGCGAGAGGAUUUUUUGCGAGAAUGCCAGAGUGGGACUGCGUUGCGUGGAAUCUGUUGCUGAAUGCGUAUGCCCAACUUGGGCAUAUAGGUGAAGCUGCAUUUUUCUUCAGUGGUAUGCCGGAACGAAGCUUGGUUUCGUGCACGGCAAUGGUUCAUGCUUAUGUCCAAAACGGGGACUUAGAAAGUUCCAAGUUUGCGUUUGAUUCCUCUCGUGAACACGACCUUGUGUUGUGCUCUACAAUGAUCUCGGCGUUGUCUUCCAAAGGAGACCUAGCAGGAGCAAAAGGGGUGUUUGACUCCAUGAAAGAGAGGGAUGUGGUCGCAUAUACCGCACUGCUUACGGCAUAUUCGCAUUCUGGGGAUCUCCUCAAGGCCCAGGAGACCUUUGACGCCAUGAAAGAGCACAAUGUAGCUGCAUGGAAUGCCUUGCUUGCGGCAUAUGCCCGGAACGGGAAUCUUCCGGGAGCCAGAAGAAUCUUCGACAAGAUGCCCCACAGGGAUCUCCAGUCCUGGGUGUCUAUGCUUUCGUUUUACUCUCAAGCCGGUGAGAUAGAAAACGCAAAGCUCGUGUUUGAUUCCAUGCAAAGCUGGGACCAAAUCUCCUGCAACUCGAUGCUCGCGGCAUAUGCCAAGUAUGGGGAUAUUCGAGAUGCCGAGAAUCUCUACUGCUCGAUUCCCACCCACGAUACCGCCACCUUGAACUCCAUGCUCGCGGCCUACUUGCACAGGGGCUGCUUCCCAGAGGUCAAGAGGCUCUUUAACACCGCCCAAGAGAGGAAUCUUAUCACCUGGAACAUAGCUCUGGGGGCAUAUUCCAGCACUGGGAAUCUUGCCCGGGCCGGGACCAUUUUCAGUCGCAUGCCGUACCACGACAUGGCCGCGUGGAAUGCCAUGGUGGCGGCAUAUGCACGGAACGGUCCGUACAAGAAAAUGCUUGAAUUCUUCCAUUUGUUGAACCUGAUGGGUGAAGUUCCAGGCGAGCUCGUGUUUGCCCUCUUGUUUCUGGCAUCAAGUCAUGCAGGAGCAAUCAUUGAUCAAUCAGGAUGGAGCACUCUUUUGGGAGAUUUCGGUGUCAAUCUAACCAAGCAGCAUUUCUCGUGUGUGAUUGAUCUUCUUGGGCGAUGUGGAUACUCAAAAGAUGCCAGGGAUCUGGUUGCAAAUAUGCCAUAUGAGCCUGAGGUGUUGGAUCAAGCUUGUUUGAUCAGUAGCUCACCUCACUUAAAAGUAUAA